Alternaria arbusti is the source of this 990-nucleotide messenger RNA. RefSeq lists its product as uncharacterized. NCBI's taxonomy places the organism in Eukaryota, Fungi, Ascomycota, Dothideomycetes, Pleosporales, Pleosporaceae. The record is from RefSeq and is a predicted model, not a curated record. The transcript has a single exon. Bases 1 to 990 code for a protein of 329 amino acids.
AUGGCUACUGCACGAUCAGGAAAAGAAUUCGACUCGAAUUCCGGUGUUCAACAACAGUACGCUCAGUCGGCUCACCACAAGCACAACUCAAUCACCGACAUGUCUCCCAAGGAUAUGUCAUUCGCAAAGGCAUUUGACGAGCUCUUACCACUCGAGAUCAAGCAGAUGAUCUUCAAAUGGGCAGCGAGCGACAACAGCAGCGACAUUCAGAUCAGGCUUUUGCACGAUAACGAAGGCCAGCUUCAUGCACCAGCUGUCGACCUCCUCACGAAAUUGAAGGACCAGUACUCAACCAAGGCGUAUCAUCAGGCCGUGGAGUAUCUUACAGGAUCAACGUUUCGGUGGACCUUCAGCAGCGAUACACAGCCACAUCGAUACCUUCUCCGUGCUUUCCGAAAUUCGGUCCCAAUGGAAGUUCGACAGCGAAUCAAGCAUGCCUAUCUGCCUCGGGUCACCGUGUAUGGUCUCAUCAAUCCGGCGACUCAGUCCACAAGCUUCGAGAAUCUGCGCAUACACAAUCCGUCUAUACCGAUACCCUAUUCUGAUUACUUCACACGACUGGGCGCGAUGACAUCCUUCAACUGGACCUUGAUGGUUGUGCAAAUCAAGAAGGACAUCACAGGGGGUAUGCAGCUGCUACCAAUUGCACUUCCUUCGCUCAAGAAACUGGCGAUUGGUCUUGACCCAAUCGACUGUUUAGAAAGACACCCAAAGCAAAUCACGCACCGUGACAUUCGACCUGACGAUUUGAGUUCGCGGAUCACGUGGGGACCGCUUCCAGGUGGGUUUGGGGCGCUUGCAAACCUCACGGAAAUCGCCAACCUCGAUAUCCGCGUCAUCUGGUAUGACUUCCUUGACAAGAAACGGAAUUUCGCAGGAUUCAGUGGGGAGAUUGAGAAAAAGGCCCACGUCUUUCUUAUGGAGACGUUCUGUCUGAGUCUUCCUGCUGCGAGGAGCAUUGUCGGCUGUUCAGACAGCUCUUCCGUCUGA